AUGAUGUCACGGCAUGCGGAUAUGGGCACUUUCGGAUCUCAGCUUUCAGGAAUACCAGACGCCCUCCUCCGAGACGAACUCUACAGAAGAAAUGUAUAUCGUGAUACGGACGAAGCCAAGCCAACAUGUGGCUCAAGCAAGCAAGGCGCCUACAACACUCCAGUUCAUGUGAUGGCGCUUUUUCUCAUCCUUAUACUAAGCACUCUAGCAUGUUCUUUCCCCAUCCUUGCUCGCCGGUUUCCGAGUCUACCUAUUCCCCGCCGGUUUCUCUUCUUAUCUCGCCACUUCGGAACGGGCGUUUUGAUUGCGACAGCAUUCGUCCAUCUACUCCCCACGGCAUUUGUGUCGCUAACGGACCCAUGUCUUCCCCGGUUCUGGAGUGAAACAUAUCGCGCUAUGCCUGGCUUUGUUGCAAUGAUAUCAGUCUUUGUCGUCGUCUUGGUCGAGAUGUUUUUUGCUAUGAAGGGGGCUGGCCAUGUCCAUGGGAGCGAGUAUGACCAAUUAAUGGGCGAAGGCACCGAGUUACCCGGUGACGACCAAAAUGGGGAUCAGAACUACUCGCGUCUUCACGCAAUGGGAUCAACAGAUAAUAUCAAUCUUUCACCAAUGCCUGAGAUUCGCACGCCUUCGUCGACCACCCAAAGGUACGACUUGCACACGCAGAAUUCGACUGAUGAGCUCGAUCCAGAGGGCGCUACAACAAAUCUCCUCAAAGAGGAUGAGGAUAUGGACCGCGGAGACAGCGGCAGAAAUGGAAUUCCUCGCGUUAACGGAAACCACCGCCAUACCUCGCAUUCCCACCAUCACCGCUCCCAGUCGGGAAUGUCUCACAUAGAUCCCAAGUUAUCAAUGCAAAACCCGCAGCGGCAGCUUUUGCAAUGUCUCUUGCUUGAGGCUGGCAUCCUCUUCCACAGCAUAUUCAUCGGAAUGGCUGUUAGCGUUGCAACAGGCACAUCUUUCGUUGUCCUUUUAGUGGCUAUCUGCUUCCACCAGACAUUCGAGGGCUUCGCCCUCGGUUCCCGAAUCGCAUCUCUGAUUCCGGAUCUCUUUCCUCCUUCCUCCGUGAAACCUUGGCUCAUGUCCCUCGCCUAUGGGGCUACAACGCCAAUUGGUCAGGCCAUCGGCCUUGUUCUACACAAUAUGUAUGACCCAGCCAGCGCUACGGGUCUUCUUAUGGUUGGCAUUACCAAUGCAAUCAGCAGCGGGCUUCUGCUUUUCGCCGGGUUGGUCGAACUUCUGGCUGAGGACUUCUUGAGCGAAGCAAGUUAUGUUACGUUACGAGGCCAGCGCCGGGUUGAGGCUUGUAUAGCUGUUGCUGCUGGUGCUCUAUUAAUGGCAUUUGUGGGUGCGUUUGCCUAG
This is a messenger RNA of Aspergillus calidoustus, 1359 nucleotides long. NCBI's taxonomy places the organism in Eukaryota, Fungi, Ascomycota, Eurotiomycetes, Eurotiales, Aspergillaceae. The record is from the annotation of a GenBank genome assembly.